AUGUCUGCUCACGAGUCGAGUCAUCAGUCACAGGAGGGAGACGGAUCCCAAUCAUUGGCUCCGAUACCGGGACUCCUCCUGCACCUCUUCGAGGCUGAUGGCCCGUCAAUCGACACCGCUGUGAAAGACCUGACUGUGGCGAUGGCCGAUAUCCCGGCCGAGGAGCGAGAAUUAGCCUACAUGGCUUUCGUUAACGACUACUUCUCGGAUGAUCCAGAGCCGGUCAAGGAGGCCUACCAUUCGCUCUUCGUGCUAUCCCAGGCUACAACAAGGUCUGGUACCGUCAACAUACGGAGGGAGCUCAUAGUGAGCUAUCACUCCCCUUUCUGCGCGGUCGAGCAUACGCUCAUGAAGGCAGGUCGCACGCUCAAGGCUCGCCUGGACUACGAAUACAUCUCCGCUGUCGAAAUCGCCGCCCAAACCACCCAAGAGAGAGUACCUACUCUCGAUCCUACC
Messenger RNA from Perkinsus marinus ATCC 50983, 456 nucleotides. RefSeq lists its product as hypothetical. The annotation marks the transcript as partial. The record is from RefSeq and is a predicted model, not a curated record. The transcript has a single exon. Lineage: Eukaryota; Perkinsozoa; Perkinsida; Perkinsidae.